This is a messenger RNA of Amoebophrya sp. A25, 700 nucleotides long. The record is from the annotation of a GenBank genome assembly. NCBI's taxonomy places the organism in Eukaryota, Dinophyceae, Syndiniales, Amoebophryaceae.
AUGGCCGAAAAGGACAUCAAAAACUUGGAGGUUGAGGAGGAAACUCUCCACAAGAUCCGUAUCACGCUCACCUCCCGCAACGUCAAGUCUUUGGAGAAGGUGUGCAGCGACUUGAUCGAGGGUGCUAGGUCCAAGGACUUGUCCUGCAAGGGUCCGGUCCGUCUGCCGACCAAGCGUCUCCGCAUCUGCACCCGUAAAGCUCCGAACGGUGAGGGUACCAACACCUACGACAAGUUCGAGAUGCGCAUCCACAAGCGCUUGAUUGACUUGCACUCUCCAUCCGAUGUCGUCAAGCAGAUCACGUCCAUCCACAUCGAACCCGGUGUCGAGGUCGAGGUCACCAUCAACGAUGCCUAAGACGUGGCUGCUGCAUCACCUUUAAUAGGGUCAGUCGCGGUCGCGGACAAGGAUGCUCGAACAGUAACCGCUGUUCGGAUAGUUGCUGACGACCGAUGUUGAAAGUGAAGAUGGCGCAUAUGUGGAGGAAAGCCUUGUGGUGCAAAAGUAGCUCUAUUCGACUCCACUCUUGUGCUUACACAGCUGCAUACAAAAAUGACAUUGAUGAUUCUGAUUGGGUCAUUGAUUGUGCGAUAAUUCAGAAUCCAUCGAAUGCCUAGUGUUGCUGAAUUGUGUCUUUGUGCCACUUUGUUGUUACAGACAGAACUGCCUGAAUCCACGAACGUCAAAAACAAGUGCGAAG